This is a messenger RNA of Beta vulgaris subsp. vulgaris (sugar beet), 2200 nucleotides long. RefSeq lists its product as hypothetical. Lineage: Eukaryota; Viridiplantae; Streptophyta; Magnoliopsida; Caryophyllales; Amaranthaceae. The record is from RefSeq and is a predicted model, not a curated record. Gene Ontology annotation, cellular component: chloroplast inner membrane. The transcript has 8 exons. The coding region runs from base 206 to 1801 and encodes 531 amino acids. Gene Ontology annotation, biological process: plant organ development.
CUUUGUUUGCUUUCACCAACCAUCAAAAACCUACACCCCCCUCACACUUCAAUCCCUCUUUCCUUUUCUUCUCUCUCAUACUCUUCCAAGUUCCAAGAGAGAGAGAGAUUGAAAAAGAUUUUAGAUUAUGUACUUCUAAUCCCUUUUCUUCAUCUUCAGCCCAAAUUUUACUGUAUAAAUCUGCAACAAGUGAAACCCAGAAAAAAUGUCUCACGCUGUAUUCCAAGCAGCGCAAAUUAUGCCCAUGAAUACCCAAAUUCCUAACAAGUCUAUCUUCACAAAACCCACCAUUUUUCCAAUUAUUUCUUGUCAUUCAAUCGGCGGAAAAUCAAGGAAAUCAACAUCUCUGUAUAUUAGGGAUUCUGUCUCUCCUGUACCUACUGUUGAUGGGGAGUCCUCAAUUGCUCAUCUGGAGCGCUGCUUGGUUGUACCGUUGGAGUCUCAGUCUUCGACUUCUUCGGGUUCGGCGAUGUUUGCUCCCACUAUGAAGGGGAAGUUUGGUUCUAUGGGUGCUGUUACUUUGGAGAAGUCUAAGCUUGAUAUGACUCAGAAGCAAACGCGCUCUAGCCCUGAGCUAGCAACAGGUGGAGGUGGUGGUGAUAUUGGAAAGAAAAUCAAUAAUGGCGGUGGAGAUGGUGGUGACGAUGGUGGAGACGAUGAUGAUUACUUUGAUGAUUUUGAGGAUGGGGAUGAAGGAGACGAGGGGGGAAUUUUCAGGAGGCGGAUUGUUUUGCAAGAGCUAUUUGAUCGAAAAUUUCUAGAUGCGGUACUAAAUGAGUGGCAGAAAACGGUAAUGGAUCUUCCAGCAGGGUUCAGGCAAGCUUUUGAGAUGGGUUUAGUUAGCUCUGCUCAAAUGGUUAAAUUUUUAGCAAUUAAUGCCAGACCCAACACAGUUAGAGCUGUUGCACGUGGCCUUCCGCAGGGAUUAUCAAGAGCAUUCAUUGGGAGGAUGAUUGCAGAUCCAGCUUUCUUAUAUAGACUUCUUUUGGAGCAGGCUACUACUAUUGGUUGUUCUGCUUGGUGGGAGUUUAAGAACCGAAAGGACAGGAUAAAGCAGGAGUGGGAUUUAGCUCUUAUUAAUGUGCUGACAGCAGCAGCAUGCAAUGCAGCUGUUGUCUGGUCGCUGGCGCCUUGUCGUUCAUAUGGAAAUACGUUCCAAUUUGAUCUACAGAAUACAUUGCAAAAGCUCCCAAACAAUGUUUUUGAAAAGAGCUAUCCUUUCAGGGAAUUUGACAUGCAAAAGAGAAUCCAUUCAUUUUUCUACAAGGCUGCACAAUUGUGUUUUGUAGGACUUACUACUGGUGCAGUGCAAGGUGCUCUAUCGAACCUUUCUGCCAAGAAAAAGGAUGACCGGUUAUCAGUGACAAUUCCAUCUGUUAGGACUAAUGCACUUGGCACCGGUGCCUUCCUUGGGCUUUAUGCUAAUUUACGUUAUCAGCUGCUAUGUGGUAUUGAUAGAGGAUUAUCCAGCUACUUUGAUGUUAUUGGAGUAGCACUGUUUUGCAGCACAGCUUUGAGGAUCUUGGAUGUUCAAAUAGGCGAGACAUCACGAUUGGCAUGGCUAGGAAUAGAGGCGGAUCCACUGGUUCAAUCAGACAACCUUUUGAAGGCUUACAAUCGGCCUCCUGAGGCCAACAGUUCCAAGCAGGGUAGUUGGUUUAUUUCAAAGAAUACCAUUGUUUCAGGUCUCGGUUUUCUCGGGCUUCCACAAGGUAAUAAUGGUGACUCUACGAAAGAGUCAGAUGGUCCAAAACCUCGAAGGAAAAGGGUCGUCAGGAAAAAAGUGACUACUGCAGGGUAAUUUUCUCAAGAUCAUCAAUUUUGCAAUCCAUAAGUAGCUAGCUCUGGAAAGAUAUGCGAAGCUGACCUACCUUCAUUUACAUGGGCCGUUUUUGUGGCAAUGGGUAAGGGCGACCGAAGUGUGAAGCACCUGCACUUUAAUGUUUUUAUAUGUUCAGAUGUCCAAUAUCUCCCCGUUAUAAGUCACCAUGGUGGAAAGUGGAAACAAAUUAAUCUGAGAGCUGUAAAGGUAGUUUGUGCAAUGAAAAUAGCUGUGAAAGCUUCUGAAGAAUUUUGUUUGUUUCUUUUUAUUUGUUUUUAUUCAUAUACCCUAAAAUAAAUCGUAAGGUACUGCCUGGUGGAAUGUACCUUGAUUGUUUUAGUGUAAUCUGCCAUUCAAUUACAAGGGUUUUUCUUUGUA